AUGCAUGUGCCUACAGCUGUGAGCACACCCUCUGGGUGUGAGAAUUUCGAGCUGAGCAGCACAGAUUCACAGGAGCGCUGCAGAAGAGCAAGCAGCUUCAGAGGAGCGCUGCAGAAGAGCAAGCAGCUUCAGAGGAGCGCUGCAGAAGAGCAAGCAGCUUCAGAGGAGCGCUGCAGAAGAGCAAGCAGCUUCAGAGGAGCGCUGCAGAAGAGCAAGCAGCUUCAGAGGAGCGCUGCAGAAGAGCAAGCAGCUUCAGAGGAGCGCUGCAGAAGAGCAAGCAGCUUCAGAGGAGCGCUGCAGAAGAGCAAGCAGCUUCAGAGGAGCAAGCAGCUUCACAGGAGCGCUGCAGAAGAGCAAGCAGCUUCAGAGGAGCGCUGCAGAGCAGCAAACAGCUUCACAGGAGCGCUGCAGAGCAGCAGUUUCGAAGCUGUCCGGUUUUUAAAAGUCUGCCGGUUGGUUUGGCUCACUCGGCAGGACGAGGGCGGACGGGAGGUGAUCUCGUUCGAGUUCCAGAAGCUGCGGUACUGGUACGACGGGGAGGAGAGGAAGCGCUUCGUUCCCGUGGCUUUCCCCGUGGAGCAGCCGUUCGGCUUUUUCCACACCUGGAAGGGAUACCAGGAGGAAUCGGAGCUGCGGACUGCGGAGAAGAAAUACGGGAUGAACAAGGCAGAGAUGGUGGUGCCUGAAUUUCUCCAGCUGUUUAAGGAAAGGGCGACUGCACCAUUCUUUGUCUUUCAGGUGUUCUGCGUGGGGCUGUGGUGUCUGGAUGAGUACUGGUAUUACAGCAUCUUCACCCUCUUCAUGCUGGUGGCGUUCGAGGCCUCCCUGGUCCAGCAGCAGAAGAGGAACAUGUCAGAGAUCCGCAAGAUGGGCAACAAGCCCUACAUGAUCCAGGUCUACAGAAGCAGGAAGUGGAGACCCAUACAAAGCGAUGAGCUCAUUCCUGGGGAUCUCGUCUCCAUAGGCCGGUCCCCUCAGGAGCACCUGGUCCCCUGCGAUGUGCUCCUGCUCAGAGGGAGGUGCAUCGUGGACGAAGCCAUGCUGACAGGAGAGUCUGUGCCACAGAUGAAGGAGCCUGUGGAGGAGCUGGAUCCUGAGAGAGUCCUGGACCUGCAGAGUGACUCCCGACUGCACGUGAUCUCAGGGGGCACCAAGGUGGUGCAGCACACCCCCCCGCACAAAGCCAGCGCCGGGCUCAAACCGGUUGAUAAUGGGUGCGUGGCGUACGUGCUGAGGACUGGCUUUUACACCUCUCAGGGCAAGCUGCUGCGCACCAUCCUGUUCGGAGUGAAGAGAGUGACAGCGAACAAUCUGGAGACCUUCAUCUUCAUCCUGUUCCUCCUCAUCUUCGCCAUCGCCGCCGCUGGCUAUGUGUGGAUCGAAGGCACGAAGGAUCCGAGUCGGAAUCGAUACAAGCUGUUUCUGGAGUGCACCCUGAUCCUGACCUCCGUGGUUCCUCCCGAGCUGCCCAUCGAGCUGUCGCUGGCCGUCAACACCUCCCUCAUCGCCCUCGCCAAGCUCUAUGUGUACUGCACAGAGCCUUUCCGCAUCCCCUUCGCUGGUAAGGUGCAGAUUUGCUGCUUCGACAAGACGGGCACUCUGACCAGCGACAACCUGGUGGUGCAAGGAGUAGCUGGGCUCAAAGAUGGCAGGGAGGUGAUGCCGGUGUCGGAGAUUCCCGUAGAGACUCACAGAGUGGUGGCGACGUGCCACUCUCUCGUGCAGAUGGAUGAUGGGACGCUGGUGGGUGAUCCCCUAGAGAAAGCCAUGCUGACCGCAGUGGAUUGGACCCUGACUAAAGACGAGAAGGUGUUUCCGCACAGCAUCAAGACUCAGGGCUUGAAGAUUCACCAGCGCUUCCACUUCGCCAGCGCUCUCAAGAGAAUGUCCGUUCUGGCUUCCUACGAGAAGAUGGGCUCCAGUGACCUCACUUACAUCUCCACAGUCAAGGGAGCGCCGGAGACGCUGCACUGCAUGUUCUCCGAGUGCCCUGAUAACUACGAUGCGGUUCACACUGAGAUAUCCAGGGAAGGGGCCCGUGUGCUGGCACUGGGGUACAAGGAGAUCGGACACCUCACCCACCAGCAGGUUCGAGAGCUCUCACGUGACGCUCUGGAGUGCAGUCUGAAGUUCGCAGGGUUCAUCGUGGUGUCCUGCCCCCUCAAGACCGACUCCAAAGCCGUGAUCAAAGAGAUACAAAACGCCUCGCACCACGUGGUGAUGAUCACAGGAGAUAACCCGCUGACAGCCUGCCACGUGGCGAGGGAGCUGCACUUCAUUCAGAAGCCCCACACCCUCAUCCUGCAGGCCCCGCCCACUCACGGUGUCGAUUGGCAGUGGCAGUCCAUCGACGGCUCUGUGAAGCUGCCCCUGGUCCCUCGCUCUGUGAAGGAGCUGGUCAGGGAGUUUGACCUGUGUGUCACAGGGGAGGGGCUGUCCUGCUUACAGGUGCAAAACUCGGGGCUGCUUUUGAAGCUCAUCCCCAACAUUCAGGUGUUCGCCAGGGUCUCCCCCAAGCAGAAGGAGUUUGUGAUCACUAGCUUGAAGAGCCUGGGGUUCAUUACCCUGAUGUGCGGAGAUGGUACGAAUGACGUGGGAGCCUUGAAACACGCGCACAUAGGGGUGGCCCUCUUAGCCAAUGCCCCAGAGCGAAUUCCUGAGAGGAAGAGGAAGUCCAGGGAGACUCAGAACGAUACCAAGCCCUCCUUCCCCUCGCUGCCCAGCGGCAACGUCAAGCUGUCCUCACGAGCUGCUAAACAGAGAACCAUGUCACAGCGCGAGGAGCAGCUGGCGAUGCAGAGGGAGCGAAUCAGCCAGGUACUAAAGGAACUGGAAGAGGACCAGAUCCAGGUGGUUAAACUGGGAGACGCCUCCAUCGCUGCUCCUUUCACCUCCAAACUGUCCUCCAUACAGUGCAUCUGCCACGUGAUUAAGCAGGGCCGCUGCACGCUGGUCACGACUCUGCAGAUGUUUAAGAUCCUGGCCCUGAACGCUCUGAUCCUGGCGUACAGUCAGAGCGUCCUGUACCUGGAGGGGGUGAAGUUCAGCGACUUCCAGGCCACCCUGCAGGGGCUGCUACUGGCGGGCUGCUUCCUCUUCAUCUCCAGAUCCAAGCCCCUGAAGACCCUCUCGAAAGAGCGCCCCCUGCCGAACAUCUUCAACCUCUACACAGUUCUGACGGUGCUACUGCAGUUCCUGGUUCACUUCUGCAGCCUGGUUUACCUGUACAGAGGGGCUCAACUCCGCAGCAGCCCCAGGGAGGAUCAGUUUGUGGAUCUCUACAAGGAGUUUGAGCCCAGCCUGAUCAACAGCACGGUCUACAUCAUGUCCAUGGCCAUGCAGAUGGCAACCUUCGCCAUUAACUACAAGGGUCACCCCUUUAUGGAGAGUCUUCAGGAGAACAAGCCCCUGCUCUGGAGCAUCGCUCUGUCAGGUCUGGCCAUCGUGGGGCUGCUGUCAGGGUCCUCUCCCGAAUUCAACGAGCACUUCUCUCUGGUUGACAUUCCCUUUGAGUUCAAACUGGUGAUCGCUCAGGUGCUGGCAGUGGAUUUUUUCGCGGCUCUGCUGGUGGACAGACUGCUGCAAUGUGUACUUGGCAGAGUGAGUCUCAAGAUGCCUUCAUGAGGACAAGCCAGCACAGUGUGGAUGCUGCUCCCAAGCGAGUGGAGUGGAGUGGGGUUAAGCUAAAUCUGAGAGAGCGAGAGAGAGGGACGACCCGCUACCCACUCCUCUACACCCCCCAGGACAAACCACCUGACCGCCCCACCCCCUCCCUCAUCUCGCCAGCCUGUGACGAUCUGUUUACAUCUCAGAAGUAAAACAAAAACUUACGACAACCGUUUAAAAAUGUUUUAUAAGAAAUAAUUAAACGAAAGGCGGUCCGAGAAUUGUUCGGCUGAGCCGCAACACGAAAGAUUUUUGCUAUAAUUUAUCUAUUUAAAAAAGUCGCUGCUGUUUUGCUUUUCAGGCAGCAGCAGGUGGCGGUGUUGCUAUUGGUUUCCUUUCUUUUUUUUCUUUCCCCCGUUUGUUAUGCUGGCUGUUUGUUUUUUUUUUCUUGGGAACGGUGCUGUCUGA
Polyodon spathula (Mississippi paddlefish) is the source of this 4074-nucleotide messenger RNA. RefSeq names its product ATPase 13A1 (gene atp13a1). Lineage: Eukaryota; Metazoa; Chordata; Actinopteri; Acipenseriformes; Polyodontidae. Gene Ontology annotation, biological process: intracellular calcium ion homeostasis; extraction of mislocalized protein from ER membrane. Gene Ontology annotation, cellular component: endoplasmic reticulum membrane. Gene Ontology annotation, molecular function: ATP hydrolysis activity; P-type ion transporter activity; ATP binding. Bases 1 to 3624 code for a protein of 1207 amino acids. The transcript has 26 exons. The record is from RefSeq and is a predicted model, not a curated record.